This is a messenger RNA of Haliotis rufescens (red abalone), 819 nucleotides long. RefSeq names its product deleted in malignant brain tumors 1 protein-like. Bases 1 to 819 code for a protein of 272 amino acids. The transcript is spliced from 6 exons. The record is from RefSeq and is a predicted model, not a curated record. Lineage: Eukaryota; Metazoa; Mollusca; Gastropoda; Lepetellida; Haliotidae.
AUGUCUCCACGUGCAGUGAUCAGCUUGCUGGUGGUUUGCCUCUGUCUGGCCUCCACAGAAGGAAGAGCAUUCAAAAAUGAGAAAGCACGGUUCAAGCGACAAGCUGGAAGUAGAUGUGUUGGGGGCGUGAGGGAAGAUCUCAUUGGAGAGAUAGAGUUUGGCUCUGGUCAAUACCAAAACAACGAAGACUGCUGCUUCGAGCUCCGUCCUUACUUUGGCGGUUCUUUCACGGUCGAUCUGGAGUUUAGUGUCUUUGACAUUGAGCAAGGUCCUCGCUGCAGUUAUGACUAUGUUACCUAUGGAACAAGUGACGGUAUUACCGAGAUCGACUGUGGCACGAAGGAUUUCGGAUACAUUAGAUCGUUCAACAGUACGGACAGUUUCCAGUUGUGUUUCCAUAGUGACGCCUCUAUUGUUGGUCGUGGCAUCAAUGUCUUAUAUAUCACUCUCCCAGUGGGUGUUCCCAGGAGCCAUCGCAACUGCACCUUCUCUACCCGGGCUGACCAUGGUAUGAUCCAGAGCCUGCCUGGUACAGGGGAGGACUACCAGAACAACCUCAACUGCAGCUACGUCUUCAAUGUGCCCAGGAACAGCAGUAUUCACUUCAACUUCACCACCUUCGACCUCGAGGGCGGUAAUGGAUGUCCCUACGAUUAUGUUCGGAUCAAUGGUGGACGAAGAUGGUGUGGAAGUACCAUUAACGGGAGGCAAGUGAACGAAACUGGUGAGGUUGUGCUGAGAUUUGUCACUGACGGUUCAGUGACAAGCAGAGGUUUUGUGGCUCGCUUCAACAUCAUGAUGGGUACGAUACACUUCUGA